AUGGCUCGGACAGUCGCCGAGAUACGCGCCAUGAAGUCUCAAGUGCAUAACGCGACGAGUGAUGCGCCCGAGAUCGAUCAGAUGCUUGAAGAAACCCAAAGAACACCAUUCACGGCGAGAAUCACGGAGGCUAGGAUUCCCGAGCUGGAGAAGGGGGCCGCGCUCGAGUGGUUUUCAAGGCAGGAGCGCAAUUCAAUCGGCUGUUUCCAAGAGCUCUUCGCCUUGUUCCUUAAACAAUACUCAAUGUUUAAGGACAGAGGAACUUCUGAUGCCGACAUGUGGACGCUAUCCCAAGGACCGAAUGAACCGCUUCGGGAUUACAUGGCAGGGUUCAAGGCGGUCGUAUCCAAAAUAGAAGGAAUAAGCGACAAGGCUGCACUCGAAGCUCUAAAAUGGUCUUUAUGGUACAAAUCCGAAUUCCGACGGGAAAUGGCACUCAACACACCACAAGAUGCCUUGCAUCGGUCAUCAGACUUCGUCGUAAACGAGGAAGAGAUGAAGAAUCUGGACGAACAGUACGAAGCAACGAAAGCAGCAAUUCGAAGCUCGAUUUUGACGCGCCCUUCGAAGAAAGGCAAUCCAUCAAACAAUGCAACAACGCAGAGCUCGGACGAACCUAGAAGCGGAGGUGCCCACAACUACCAAGUAGGCACUGGACUCGGAAGAGGAGAGCCGCACAACAACACCUGGGUAAGAAAAUCCACCAACUACGACGAAAAGGCAUUCUGCGAGUAUCAUCAGACCUACGGGCAUUCAACGGCACAAUGCCAAACCCUAGGAGCAAAACUCUCAGCUAAGAUGGCAGCGGGAGAGCUCCAGAAUGCGGUUAACCUCAAAGACCUCGUCCUUAAUGAACCAAAAGAAGGAGCCAAUCCGUCUUGCGCGGCAGAACCCGCAAAUCCUCCCCGACGAGGCGAUAACUCCAAGCGCGACAGGAGAGGCGAACCCGAAGAGCGACCUGAGCCGAGGCAAAGGAUCAACAUGAUCAUGGGUGGAUCUCAAUAUUACCAAGACACGGUGUCCUCCAUCAAAGCUUACCAGCGCCAAGCCGAAGCGAAGGAAAGUUGGACAGAACCGACCGAUCUCCUGAAUACAGUAAUCUCCUUUGCCGAGGAGGAAACGACAGGAAUCGAUAGACCACACAACGAUCCACUGGUGAUCGAAUUGACGAUCAGGGAUCACGAUGUAGCGAGGGUGCUCAUCGUUACUAGGAGCUCGAUAAACGUCAUUUUCAGGGAAACGCUCAGAAGGAUGGGAAUCGAUCUCUCCGAGGUGACGGCAAUCCCCAAACCCCUAACCGGAUUUUCAGGAGAAACAACGAUGACCAUGAAAACAAUUAGGCUCCCUGUGGUAGCUGGCGGAGUCACUAAGAUCGUCCAAUUCUGCGUCACCGAUCAUCCAGCAAUCUACAAUGUGAUUAUGGGAACUCCAUGGAUCAACGGGAUGAGGGCGGUCCCUUCCACCUAUCAUCUCUGCCUCGAAUUCCCGACUCCAGCAGGCAUCAAAACGAUCUGGGGAAAUCAGAAGGAGUCGCGAAUGUGCUGCUUAGCGGAGCACAAGCUGAGGAAUCCCGUCACCGACGCACGAGCAGACAUAGAUCGCAAAAAGAUGAAGACGGAUCGAGAGCCUGCGAACGAGCUCUCGAAACUCUUAUAG
Molecule: messenger RNA, 1656 nt
Organism: Eutrema salsugineum
Lineage: Eukaryota; Viridiplantae; Streptophyta; Magnoliopsida; Brassicales; Brassicaceae
Exons: 2
Coding region: 1-1656 (551 amino acids)
Source: RefSeq, a predicted model, not a curated record